Molecule: messenger RNA, 4199 nt
Organism: Tyto alba (common barn owl)
Lineage: Eukaryota; Metazoa; Chordata; Aves; Strigiformes; Tytonidae
Gene: XPNPEP3
Product: X-prolyl aminopeptidase 3
Exons: 10
Coding region: 51-1574 (507 amino acids)
Cellular component (GO): mitochondrion
Molecular function (GO): manganese ion binding; metalloaminopeptidase activity
Source: RefSeq, a predicted model, not a curated record
GCUGCGGGGGGGGGGCGCGCGCGCGCGGCCCGAGGCCGUCUCCCUUGGACAUGUCGCGCCUUCCAGCCCAGCGGCUUGUCGCGGCGGUGAGGGGCUGGCGCGGCUUCUCAGUUUGCAAGUCAUGUGCUCUCCGAAGAUUUUCCAUCCAGCCUGCCCAGCAGAAGAAGAUUCCAAACCGGUAUUUGGGCCAGCCCAGCCCCUUCACACACCCACACCUUCUCAAACCAGGAGAGGUAACCCCAGGAUUGUCACAGGUGGAAUAUGCUCUUCGCCGACACAAACUGAUGGCGUUGAUCCAGAAGGAAGCCCAUGGCUGGGAUGGAUUGGACCACACAGUGAUUCUGCUAUCUAACCCCACGUACUACAUGAGCAAUGAUAUCCCCUACGUUUUCCACCAGGACACUGACUUCCUGUAUCUCUGUGGGUUCCAGGAGCCUGACAGCAUCCUGGUGCUGCAGACCAUUCCUGGCAAAGCACUGCCCUCCCACAAAUCCAUACUUUUUGUGCCUCGGAGAGAUCCAAGCCGAGAGCUGUGGGAUGGGCCCAGAUCAGGCACAGAUGGGGCGAUUGCUCUCACAGGAGUAGAUGAAGCUUACACCAUUGAGGAGUUCAGACACUUGGUGGCCAAGCUGAAAGGUGAGUCAAACAUUGUUUGGUACGACUUGAAGAAACCAGUGCAUACAGAGCUGCACUCUGACUACAUGCAGCCCCUGGCUGAGAUAAAAGCUCGGAACAAAAACCACAUCCAGGGCAUCCGACAUCUAGUGCAAAACCUUCGGCUGAUCAAAUCUCCCGCAGAGAUUGAAAGGAUGAAGAUAGCUGGACAGGUGACAGCAGAGGCUUUCAUGGAGACAAUGUUUGCCAGUAAAUCCCCAGUGGAUGAGGCCUUUCUGUAUGCAAAGUUUGAAUUCGAGUGCCGGUCUCGUGGUGCUGACAUCUUGGCGUACCCCCCUGUUGUUGCUGGUGGCAACAGAUCAAACACUUUGCACUAUGUGAAGAACAAUCAGCUCAUCAAGGAUGGUGAACUGGUCUUGCUAGAUGGUGGAUGUGAGUCUUCCUGCUACGUAAGUGACAUCACACGUACCUGGCCCAUCAAUGGAAGGUUCACCAAACCCCAGGCAGAACUCUAUCAGGCUGUCCUGGAUAUCCAGAAGUCCUGCCUGAGCCUCUGCUCCCCAGGUGUAAGUCUAGAAAAUAUCUACAGCCUCAUGCUGAGCCUUAUUGGACAGAAACUGAAAGAGUUGGGGAUCCUGAAGAGCAGCAUCACUGAGAGCCACUUCUUCAAGGCUGUUCAAAAGUACUGCCCGCAUCAUGUGGGCCAUUACUUGGGCAUGGAUGUUCAUGAUACCCCAGAUAUGUCCCGAUCGCUCCCGCUCCAGCCAGGCAUGGUGAUAACCAUUGAACCAGGCAUUUAUGUCCCUGAGGAUGAUGUGAGUGCCCCGGAGAGGUUUCGUGGCAUUGGUGUACGCAUUGAGGAUGAUGUUGUGAUAACAGAGGAUGCACCUCUCAUCUUGUCUGCUGAUUGUCCCAAGGAGAUCUACCACAUCGAGCAGCUCUGUGGCCGCAGCUCAUGAUGCCCCUUCCCUGCCUCUUGCAUCCUCCUCAGGAGACACAGCCCUCCAGGGAUACAGAUCCCUGUAGCUGGCUGUAGUUGUCAAGUGGUGGAGGGUGUGGACAGUUGAUGGCUGUUUCCAAGACUGGGGCUGGGAAGUGGAAUGCAAAAGGCUUUAGGGAUGAAAAAGCAUAGCAACCUUUUCUGUGUGCAUUUUCCUUCUGAUUUGAUUAGUGCUGAUGUUGAGCUGUUGUAGGACACAGGAGUGGAUUCAUCCCUCUGCUUUGUGGAUCCAUCUGUUCUGGUGCCCUUGGAGAGAUGAAUUUUGUCAGUGCUGUCAUCAGGACUUCUGCCUGGUCCCCCUCCAGAUGCAUAGGUGUAACUGCUGAGACCAGGGCCCCAUUUUUUCCCCUUUAGCAGUAGUUUCACAACAGUUAGAUUUUUAAAAUGAAGCUUUGAUAAAUGCUGGUUUGGGGGAAUAAAGUGUGUCAGACGGCUUUGAUUUUUAUAGAGCCCUGGAAGGAGGGGUUUUGGUAGUCAGAAAGAUGGGUUUAGUUGGGAGAUAGUUUUAUCUGAAGCCUACUCUAUUUGUAUUUUAAGGGUAAGGAUGUGUUUGGGCCUUGUUCAGGAAUAUGCAAAAUAAGCCAACAGCAGGGAAAAACAUCUCCUCUGGUCUUUCAGCUUAUUGUAGUGUUUGGUAAUUUCAGAAAGGACAGAUAGGGCUCAGGAGGUUGGACACACCCAUUCUUGCUGUUUUCCACAUUCCCUUCUUUUUGUCCCAAACAUCCAUUCCAGUCUCCUGUUCUGAGCCCACCUCUAUCCUGGGAAGUAGGGCCGUGUUGACUGUGCUGGAUUCCACUGGUGAGUUACUGGUUGGCACCUAGAUGUGAGGUGUCCUAUUCUGGGACAGUCACACCACCUCUCUGGCUUAUGCUGUAAGUACCAGCAACCUCAGCAGUGCAUUUUUGAAGAGGCUGCCCUAUGACUAGUCUCGAGUCUAUGCAACUUCUAUACAGAAUUUUCAAAACACCGAGGGCAUGAUCAUAGCUGCCUUUUGGGUUUUGACAAGUGCAGUCAGUAAUUAAUGCUCUGUGAUAGCUGCAAAUGUGAUUAGGGGCUAUGAGGGAUGAAGAGUAAAGAGAAGGGUUGUCUUCCCUCAACAUCAGUCUACCACCCAGGCCACUGUAUGCAGUAGUAAAUACACGUACCAGAGGCAAACAUGGCAUCUGUGUAGUUACUGAAAAUGUUUUGACAAACAGCUCUUUAACAUGUUGGAAAAUUACCUCUCAUCCGUGCAUCUCCUGUUAUUUAUGCUUGCUGUUGCAUCAUAUCAUCUUACUUCCUUUAUUUUUCUUACUUCCAGUAUUUUUCAUCUGUUAUUCUCAAUUUUCUUUCUUUUUCUCUUCCUAUAUUGUCUAUUUUUGACCCACUGUAAUGUCACUGCAUCCUAACCCACAUUGCUUUCUAAUCAAUGUCACUGACUCUUUCCAGGUGUGCCAUAAUUUCCCACAGUGGAUCUAGUCGGAACCAUGUUGGGGAGGUAGUCAGGGUUUCUGAGUUCAACCUCUGGCUCUGUUGCUGUGUAACCUCUAGAAAAAUCUGCUUUUUUUUCUUCUUUUUUUAUUUUAUUUUCGCUUAGUGAAGGCCAGAUGGACAGUGUCCUGCAUCUCUCACUGCUUUUAAUGGGAGCUGGGUGCAUGCAAUGUGGUUUGAAUUUGCCACUUGAAAUACAGACGACAUGUCAUCAUUUUAUUUUUUAAAUAUGACAGAAAGCAAAUACUUUUACAGAGUAGCAAGGUUCACCUAUUUCAGAGAGUCUGCUAAUCUUUGAUGGAAGCCUUUGUAACAUGCUCAUGUGUUACAGUGAUACGUACAGUGUAAAUUGUUAGAAGGAAGGCUUGUUAAGUGUGGAGACAGAACUGAUGAAUGGUUUUGAUGUUGUUCUGAUCUGUACCGCAUUUGUUGUUCCAAUUACACCUGUUAGAGCCAUGUCAGAUGGGACAAAUCUUGGAUUUUGGAACUAUGUAAGCAGCUUAAAAUAACAUUAACCUGAGAGCUACAUGUGUGUGCCAAUCUGCACAUCUGCCCAUGUACCUAACAGAGUUAAUGAUUGUACUUACUGUAAAUAAGCCUUUGAAAUACAUAUAAAAAAGUUAUUUUUAAAAUAAAACCAUUUGUAGAAAGUCAUUUCUUGGGCCAUCCAGUUGCAUGGCUGGGCUGUUGAGUAGAUAUAAGCACUUCCAGAAAGAGCAUUAUUUUUCAGAGAGAUUUCUAAGUUAUCUGUAACCUAUCUUGGACUUGAAAUAACAUUGUCAAAUGUAUGCACACUCUUAAUUCCUGCUCCUCAGGAAAAUCCUGCAACUUGCAAACACCAGUAGAUCUUAGGAAUGUUGCAGAUUAAUGUUUCUGUCAGUAAAGAAGUGUUUGUGACUCUGCUGAGUGGGGUGUAUUGGAUCUGCUUGGGCUGCUCUGCUCCACCGUGCUAAGUGUGUCUGGUUUAGGCUGUGCAUUGCGCCGUUUUCUGUAAUUCCUCCACAGCACUCAGCCACUUCUUCAGCAUAAACUGCUGCUAAUGUUUUGAAUCUGUUGUUCCAUGUAAAGAAGAGUGCAUUUUGCAGAAUAUAUUAAAUUUGAGUCUUAACCUAAA